This is a messenger RNA of Eucalyptus grandis, 1156 nucleotides long. Its product is annotated as ubiquitin-conjugating enzyme E2 27. Gene Ontology annotation, molecular function: protein binding; ubiquitin conjugating enzyme activity. Gene Ontology annotation, cellular component: nucleus. Gene Ontology annotation, biological process: proteasome-mediated ubiquitin-dependent protein catabolic process; protein polyubiquitination. The record is from RefSeq and is a predicted model, not a curated record. Lineage: Eukaryota; Viridiplantae; Streptophyta; Magnoliopsida; Myrtales; Myrtaceae.
UUACAAAAAUAAAGCGAGAGCCCCAAGGGCAUUCAAAUCUCUCUCUCUCUCUCUUUCUCUAUCUCUUGUUCACUCUUUACCUUUCCAGUAUUCUUCUCCAAAAUCCGCCUGCCUUCUUCUCCGUUCCCAGUGCGAGGAGCUCGGCUAGGGUUUUUUCCCCGUCGUCCCGUCUCGAGGUCGAAGAUGAUAGACUUCGGGAGAGUGCAGAAGGAGCUCCAGGAAUGCAGCAAGGAUUCCCAAGCGUCGGGCAUCAAGGUGAGCCCUAAAGCCGACAACCUCGCCCGCCUGGUCGGCAAUCCCGGUCCGAUCGGCACCCCUUACGAAGGCGGCACUUUCCAAAUCGACAUCACUCUUCCCGAUGCAUAUCCAUUCCAGCCCCAAAUGCAGUUUGCGACCAAAGUUUGGCACCCUAAUAUCAGCAGCCAAAGUGGGGCAAUAUGUUUGGACAUCUUGAAGGACCAAUGGAGCCCAGCACUCACUUUGAAGACUGCACUUCUUUCUAUACAAGCAUUGUUGUCUGCCCCUGAACCUGAUGACCCUCAAGAUGCGGUGGUAGCACAACAGUAUCUUAAAGACUACCAGACAUUCGUUGGCACAGCACGAUAUUGGACUGAAACCUUUGCCAAGACAUCUGCCCUUGGGGUUGAAGAAAAGGUACAACGGCUGGUGGAAAUGGGCUUCCUUGAAUCUCUUGUGAGGAGUACACUGGACGCUGUUGGUGGUGAUGAGAACUUGGCUCUUGAAAACUUUGCUCUGCCUAGUGUUCGACAACUACUGAUUGUAAAGUUCCUUGCAGUGUCCAUGAUUGAGACCCAAUAGUAUAACUUGCAAAGAUUUAAUUACAUAUAGUUAACCUGCUCGGUUAAUGCAUGGUUUGGAUGCUGGGGAAUAUUGUGGUCCUCCUUAUAGACAUCAAUGCUGGAUCAAUUAGUUUUAUGACAUAAUUGGCUGACAACCUGUUACAAUAGAAGUGCAUACGGUUGAUAAUUCUGAUGAGGAGUUGGGAUCAUGAACUCCUGCUGAUGAGAAAAGGGUCUCUAUUGAAAUGGUGGAUACUUCUGUGAGUAAUUAGUAUGAUUUGCUUUGGCAAAGAAUGUGGUUAUGGAGGUGGUUCGCUAUUCACUAGUUAUUAUAAAUUUCUAAUUCUGUGCACCAA